AUGUCUGAAGAAGUUAUGGUUUUGGGUGAAGUAAACAAAGGAAUCAACAAGACUUCAUCAGUGCAAGAUUAUGAGUCUUCUUGGUUAGGUCGUUGGACUCAGUUAAGUAACGAAGUGAAGUUUCAUGAUCAGAGCAAUGGUGGUGACUCCAAGAACUUGAUUAGCUCUGAAGAUUAUGUAAAACAGAGAAACAAAUCUGGCGAAGAAGGCGUCGAGGUCACGCCAUUUCCUAUGUUCAAGGUCUCUCAGAAGAGAGACAGUGCCACAAAGCUUCAAGCUUACCCUGUUAUGGAGACUAAAGACGACGUGGGUUCGAGCUCGAAAGCUAUAGCUAAUCGAAUGCCGUGGAUGUAUGCGCAAGGAGAGAAAGAGAAACAUUUCCCAGCUCAAGAAAAGACUACACAGAACCUGCUUGAGUUGAUAAGACCGGUGAGGAUUUAUGCAACGGUUGAUUCGGUUAGAGAGAUCAACUUGCCGGAAGAAGAUGGUCUGAAGGGCUCAACAGUUUCCAUGAAGCUGAAAGGGAAGAUCUUUGGUGGAUAUCUUGAUCUGUUUCCUAAUGUUGAUCACCAACGUAAAGGAGGAGUAAAGCUGCAAUCUCUAGACAGCUCAAAGAACGAAUCAUCUGCUGAGACUGAUAUCUUGGAAAUGGAUAGACUUCAGACUAUACAUCUUUCAGCAGCCACAGGCUCCAUUUCUUCAUCAUCAACUAAGGUAUUGCAGGGGAAAGGAAGAACAGGAGAUGCAUCUGUUCGCAGGGCUGAGAUACCGGACAUGAAUGAAGAGCCGCCUCUGGUUCUAGAUAGAGAGAAUUCAGUUGAUGUGCAUCAGGGAGAAACAAGCAACUCAGCUACUCAGAGUAUGAACGUGGACAACUUUCUCUCAAGAGACUGCAAACGUGUGCGGUUGGAACAAGAACCGGAGCCAAACAGUAGUAGGUGGGUCAAGCGUCUGAAGACAAACGCAUCGGACUGCAGUGGACACGAUGAAACCAAGAGCCUGAUGAAGACUGAAGAAGCAUCAUUGGGACAGAAGGGGAGCAACAACUUGUUCCUUGAGAUUUUGAAGUCCGGAAUCAACAAUCUCCAACCAAGAAACCAAGAGACCACAACGUCACAAAUCAAGAAUCUGAAACAGGGAGGAGGAGAAGACAUUACACUCCUGCAUCCAUGGAUCCAGAGAUGGUGCAAGAAGAAAGCAACAUCGACAGAUCAAGGAGAAGGGCAAGAAGUUAGGUUUGAGCCAGAGAACCAAAAGGAGACUGAGAGGAAGCAGUAUCCGAGUAUUGCAGCCAUGGCGCUGAUGGGGAAGGCUCUGAGCGGUUUAAACCCCUACGGUCUUAGAAAGACAGAGUCUCUCAUGGUCUGGAAUGCUCGUGAUCUAAGGUAG
Microthlaspi erraticum is the source of this 1389-nucleotide messenger RNA. The record is from the annotation of a GenBank genome assembly. NCBI's taxonomy places the organism in Eukaryota, Viridiplantae, Streptophyta, Magnoliopsida, Brassicales, Brassicaceae.